Molecule: messenger RNA, 4655 nt
Organism: Gordionus sp. m RMFG-2023
Lineage: Eukaryota; Metazoa; Nematomorpha; Gordioida; Chordodea; Parachordodidae
Product: DNA repair protein RAD50-like
Exons: 28
Coding region: 1-4554 (1517 amino acids)
Biological process (GO): telomere maintenance via telomerase; chromosome organization involved in meiotic cell cycle; telomere maintenance via recombination
Cellular component (GO): condensed nuclear chromosome; Mre11 complex
Molecular function (GO): double-stranded telomeric DNA binding; single-stranded telomeric DNA binding; G-quadruplex DNA binding
Source: RefSeq, a predicted model, not a curated record
AUGUCAUCUAUUGAACAGAUGAGUAUUCACGGAAUUAGGAGCUUUGGACCGAAUGAUACAGAUAGACAAAUCAUUAAGUUUUUUAAGCCUUUAACAUUGAUUUUAGGACCUAACGGGACUGGGAAAACAACUAUUAUUGAAUGCUUAAAUUAUUUAACAACUGGGGAAAUGCCUCCAGGAAAUGGAAAAGGAUCGGCAUUUGUACAUGACCCUAAAGUAGCACAUGAAAUUGAAGUUAAAGGACAGUUAAGAUUGCAAAUAAAAGAUUUGCAAGGAAAGCAAUUGGUUGUUCAAAGAUCAAUGAAAACUACACAAAAGGCUAAAAAAGUAGAAUUUCAAACAUUAGAUGGUGUAAUUACCAGAUGGAAACAUAAUGGUGAAAAGGUUAGCAUUAGUUCAAGAUGUGCUGAAAUUGAUAAAGAAAUGAUUAGUGCAUUAGGAGUUUCAAAGUCUAUUUUAAAUAAUGUAAUAUUUUGUCAUCAAGAGGAUGCUUUAUGGCCUUUAAGUGAGGGAAAACAAUUAAAACAAAAAUUUGAUAACAUAUUUGCUGCAACCAAAUAUAUUAAAGCCUUAAAUGCAAUAAAUGACAUUAAAAAAAAUCAGAAAAAUGAGAUAAAAUUAUACAAUGCAGAAUUAAAAUACCUGAAAGAAAACAAAGAAUUUGCUGAUGAGUUGGAAGAAAAUCUUAAAAAGGCUGAAAAGAGAUUUAAACUAGCAACUGAUAAAGUUAUAGAAAUUGAUGCUGAAAUGAAACCUUUGCAGGAAAAAUUAACUCAUUUAGAGAGUCAAAGUAGAGAAAUUGAAUUGGCCAAGAAUCAGGCAAUCAAACUGCAGAAUGAAAUUGAACAAACAGCAGUUACCGUAAGUACAGUUAGCAAUAAUCUCACCAACAAAAGUUAUUUGGAAACAUCUUUUGAUCUAAACUUCAAUGGUAAAAAUUUUAAUUACAUCAAAGGAGGUAAACCAGAGCACAUACUUGCAUUGAAAUCCAACCUGGGAAAGGCUCAAAAAGCAUUAGCCAACCAUGAAAGUGAGAUGCUAUUUAAUCAAGAAAAAUUGGCCAAUUUGGAAACCCAAAAUGCCAAUAUAGAUAAGAGCGGUCACACUUUGGAAGAACAGAAUUCUGUUCUUUACAUGCGUAAAAUGGCUUUGGAAAAGGAGAAGCAAAAUUUUGCCCAACUAUUAAAACAGCGAGAUGCCUACAUUUCCAAACACUUAACCAAGAUAUUGUCAUCUGAAAAUUUAACCGAUUGGAAUAUUCAUCAAAAAAAAUUCUCAAUUAAUAUUGAUAAUAUUAAUGAAAAUAACGUCUCUGCACAACACGACAUCGAAAUAAAGGUGUACUCUAGGUUGUUGGACGAAUUGGACGCGGAGAAAAAAAAAUUAGACGCCACGCAUACCAAACAAAGACGAAUUCUGGACGAUAAAAUAGAUGUUCAAAGACGCCAUGUAGACACAUGCAAGGAAGAAAAAGCCAAAGUGGAAAGUGAGCUUCAAGUCCACGGGAGAACGCUCGAAACCAACGAGUCCGAUAUAAAAACGCUUAAUCGCGAACUUAAUAGCAUGGCAAGCGAUAAAGAAAGGCUCGAUACCAUCGACAAGGACAUCAGAAAAACGGAAUUCGAAAUCAAACGGGAAACUCUUGGUUCCAUUUUGGACGAUAACUCAACUUACGAAUCUCCCAACAGAAAUAAAACUAAGGAACACCAUACCAAUUCUAAUAAUGACUCCUCUACAUCUGUCAACGUUAACACUGAUCAUACUUCUUCAAUCUUCAAUAUUAAUAAUAACAGUGAAGGAACAGUCGAAGAGAGGCUGAAAAAGGACAUCGUUUCUUUGCAAUUCUCCAAGACUAAAGUGGAUAGUCGGGUAAGCUCUCUUAAUACUCUCUUGAGCAAAUUGCACAACAAUUCGCAAUUGAGAGACAGGAUUAAAUCGCUCAGAGUAGAUAUAGCUUCCAAAGAAACCGAGCGCAAUGGGUUACAGGGCAAAAUGGUAGUCAUUAAAAAACUCAUAGCAGUGCAAGAUAGUGAUGAUAAAGACCAAUCAUCAUUGGAUUCCGAGGGAGAUAUGGCGGAACAUGAACGUUUUCAAGGUGGGCUGGAACGUUAUCUUAGGCAAAAAUCUCAAGCCAUAAAUGAGUCGCAAGAAAGAUUGAGCAAUAUAAACGUGGAACUAUCUACUUUAAAGGCAGAAAACUCCCAUUCCACCGAAAAAUUGGAGGAGUUCGAAAAAGAGUUAGCUUCGUGUGAACAAGAAAUCCUAGAACUGUGCAAUAUGAAAGAUAUCGGUGAAGAGUUGUCAAAUUUGGAACAAAGUUUAAACGAUUUACACGAACGCAAAGGUGCCCUAUUAGGCUCUCAAACCAUAUACAAAAAAUUCUCGGAUAGACUGAAGGAUAUAAAAUGUUGUCCUAUAUGCAACAGAAAUUUCCAAGGAACUUCUUCUAACAAGCGAGCUGGUGCUACUUCUAACGAACAAACUUUUGACGAUUUGAUCAAAGACCUAGAAAGAAAACUAAGCAUCAUUCCCCCUAAAUUAGCCGAGACUAACACGUCCAUAGAUAAAUUCGAAGGCCAAUAUCACGAAUUGUUGGAACUCAAGCCCAAGAAUUCUUCCGUCGAUAAAUAUAAACGCGUUGAUAUACCCAAGAUAAAGACUGUUCUUUUAACGUUGGAACAAAAAAUUUGCGAAGUGACUGAACAAUUAGAAAACGAACAAAAAGUUUUGAGCUAUUUGAACGCGGAGGGGACUCAGGCCAAAAAUUUGAUUAAAGACGCUAUCAUUUACGAUAAAUUGUGCAAAGAUAUCGCGGAUUUGAAGGAGCGAUGCGCUAUUGAAUCCCAGAAAUCAGCCGAUAUUGAUAGUGAAGAUGAUAGAAACUUAAAUUCUGUAUUGGAAGAGAAGGAAGAACUCGAUCUUAAGGCCGAAAGUUUGAACAAGGAAAUUGAAUUCAAGAAACAAAAACUGUCAAAUCACAACGAUAGACUCCAGAGGCUGGAACGCAAAAUCAACGCGUUACAGGGUGAAAAGUUGAAAAUUCAGAGUGGUCUUCAAAAGAGAACACAGCUUGAAGAUAAAAAGGGUGAGUUGUUCGCGUCGAUCAAAUUCGCGAAGGAACAAAUCGAAUAUCUCAAGCCCAAAAUCCUGCCCAUACAAGCGAAACUACUAAACUUGGAAAGUGAUGUACAAAGUUUGGUGAAAGAAAAGGAGGAUUACCAAAGAUCGGCUUGGCAAGCCUUAGAGAAUAUCAAUAAACUCACCUCUGACCUAAAGCACCACGGCAAACAAAUCACCUCUUAUUUGGACGCCUCGUCAGGCAUUCAUUCCAUCGAAACCUUGAACGAUCAAAUGACAAGUCUCGAGAUUAGAUUGAAAUCGCUGAAAACGAAUAAAAUGGAGGUUUGCAAAGAGAUCGACGAUAUCAAAUCCGAAAUAGCUCACGAAAAGGUAAAAGAACGCGAUAUUACUGAUAGCAUUCAAAUUCUGAAAUGGCAAGCCGAGAUUUCUCAGAAAACGGCGAACUUUCAAGAAUUAGGACUACGAUUCUCCCCACAGGAUAGCCUUAAUUUACUAAGCCAAAUCAAGCAACACAGAGAGAGGCAAGAAAAACUAACCAAAGACUCCCAUCAACUCGGUGGCAUGAAAAGCGAAUUGACUCGAGAAAUCGCCCGCCUCAAGGCCACCGCUCAAAACGAAACCUACAAACUGAGCAAAGAAAAAUACGUGGAGGCUUUAGUUAAAUUCAGAACCACUCAAUUGGCACUCAAAGAUUUGACUAUUUAUCACAAGGCUUUUGAUAGAGCUAUUAUGACUUACCAUUCAAUAAAAAUGAACGAAAUAAACAAGAUAGUUCGACAGUUAUGGAAGCAAACGUACAGGGGCAACGAUAUCGACUACAUCGAAAUUAGGUCCGACGUCGAGGACGGAUUUAUCAUGGCAGCCAACGCUAAACUUCAGCGGGAUAUCUAUAACGACGCUGGAAAUUCUGCUCAAAAUUAUGACAACGAAUCGGAUCCCAAUUUCGACGAAAAUGAUUUUAGUGUCAAUAACAAGGGAGGCGGCAAAAAGAAAGGUGGUAGAAAGAACCCUCCCGGGGCGAAAAAGGCUAAACUCAAUGUUAAGGAAGAUUCUCAAGCGCAACAGAUGAUGUUAGGUGGCCCACAAAGAUCGGUAUACAAUUAUAGAGUCGUUAUGGUGAAAGAUGACGUGGAAUUGGAUAUGAGAAAUCGAUGCAGUGCCGGGCAAAAGGUUUUAGCAUCCUUGAUCAUCAGAUUAGCUCUGGCGGAAACAUUUUGUUUAAACUGCGGUAUAUUAGCCUUAGACGAGCCCACCACUAACUUGGACCAGGAAAAUAUUGAAAGCUUAGCCUACGCCCUUAUUCAGAUAAUCAAUGACAGAAGCGCCCAAAGAAAUUUUCAACUCAUCAUAAUAACUCACGACGAAGAUUUUAUAAAUUUAUUGGCCAAGGCAGAUUUCGUGGACAACUAUUACCGCGUUGGAAAAAGUGUUGAGGGCUAUUCUACUAUAUCCAAGGUCAACAUUCGCUCCUAAUCCUGAUAGCACGAUGCAUAAAAAAUCCCUAUAUCUUUCAAAAAGUCAAAUUUAUUUUGGAAACCCUUACUACUUAUAUAAAAAGUCUUAUUUGCUUUAAA